UGAUUCCACACCUUUGCUCAUGACGCAAACAACGCUGCUUCAGUAUGAAGCCCCCUGGCCUGUCCAUGCCCUUGACUGGUGCAAGUCGGUUGCCCCGGGUCACCAAUCACGCGCACGAUCAGCCUUUCGAUUAGGGAUAGCCUCGUUCUCCGAAGACUACCGCAACAGGAUCGCGGUCGUGGGCCUGCAGGACGAGCGCGUGCUCGUCGAGGACGACUACACCGACUACCCGGACUUCGUCACGCUCACCGAGGCGGGGCACGGCUACCCGGCGACGAGCCUGCAGUGGCAGCCCGCGAGCACGAGCGGGUACCAGUGGUCGGGCAAGCACCCGUCGACGGAGCUGCUCGCGACGACGGCGGACGCGCUGAGGGUGUGGGAGUACAAUGGAGACGCGCCCACGGCGGGGUCGGCGUAUGUUGGGCGGCAGCCGACGGCGGGAGGGCACAGGUUGAGUCUCAAGACGGCGUUAUCGGGGCAAUCCAAGGUGCAGAACCAGUCGGCGAGCGCGCCGCUGACGAGCUUCUCGUGGAACGAGAAGGCGCCGGCGCUGGUGGUGACGUCGAGCAUCGACACGACGUGCACGGUGUGGAACAUCGAGACGACGACGGCGAUCACACAGCUCAUCGCGCACGAUCGCGAGGUGUACGACGUCGCGUGGCUGCCCGGCUCGACGGACAUCUUCGUCUCCGUCGGCGCAGACGGCUCCCUCCGCGCGUUCGACCUCCGCUCGCUCGAGCACUCCACGAUCCUGUACGAGACGCCCGCGCCCAAGGGCGCCGCGGCGGCGGCCGCGGCGCAGUCUGCCAGCGGCGGUGCUGGCAGUGGUAGUGGUGGAGGCGGCGCGGGGGGAAGCGGGAAGCUGGCGAGCUCGCCGCUGCUGAGGAUCGCGUUCAACCCCGCGGACUCGAACUACAUGUCCACGUUCCACAUGGACGGAUCCGAUAUCCAGAUCCUCGACAUGCGCAGCCCGGGCAUGCCCGUCAUGGAGCUGCGCGGGCACCGCGCGCAGGUGAAUGCGAUGGGCUGGAGCUCGCCCGAGAACCCGCUGCUCGCUACCGCAGGCGACGACUGCCAAGUCCUUCUCUGGGACCUCGCCGGGUACACCCAAAACGCGACCUCGCCGCGGAACCCGAGCGGCAGCGGCGGAGGCGGCGGCUCCUCGCGGCUCAACUCGCCCCGCCCCGACGUGAAGAAGCGCGUGAUCACGGACCCGGUGAUGGCGUACUCCGCGCAGGGCGAGGUCACGAACCUCGCGUGGUCACCGCAGAUCCCGACGAUGACGAUGAAUACGGGCCAUAUCACGCCGCCGGGCGAGUGGCUCGCGCUCGCGAGCGGCAAGUCGAUCAAGGCGCUUAAGGUGUGAGAGAGGACGAGAGACGGGAGGGAGGAAGACGGAAAGAGGCAAGGGCUUAGGAAGAGAAAAUGUCGAGAGUGAGAUGAACGGUGGGGUGCCCCAAGUCCUGACUAGAGCCCACAUUUAAUGUCCUUUUUUGCUAAACGCUAAACCUCUGGCACGCUUGUAGAGAACUUUUGCCUCGAGUUAUAGCCUUGACUGAUUGAAUGCGUAGGGUGACGUCUAUACCCACAUAUGUUUUGCAGUAUGACAUUGAUGAUACAAAAUUUAACAAGGC
This is a messenger RNA of Coniophora puteana RWD-64-598 SS2, 1634 nucleotides long. Its product is annotated as WD40 repeat-like protein. Bases 20 to 1366 code for a protein of 448 amino acids. Gene Ontology annotation, cellular component: nucleus. Gene Ontology annotation, molecular function: protein binding. The transcript is spliced from 4 exons. The record is from RefSeq and is a predicted model, not a curated record. Lineage: Eukaryota; Fungi; Basidiomycota; Agaricomycetes; Boletales; Coniophoraceae.